This is a messenger RNA of Propithecus coquereli (Coquerel's sifaka), 1534 nucleotides long. RefSeq names its product mitochondrial ribosome-associated GTPase 2 (gene MTG2). Bases 167 to 1387 code for a protein of 406 amino acids. The record is from RefSeq and is a predicted model, not a curated record. Lineage: Eukaryota; Metazoa; Chordata; Mammalia; Primates; Indriidae. The transcript has 7 exons. Gene Ontology annotation, molecular function: GTPase activity; GTP binding; magnesium ion binding. Gene Ontology annotation, cellular component: mitochondrion.
CCACCCGUGUCAGGAACCCUGGAUUCCGGAGUGCGGGGACCACGCGUGACUCCGCGGGCCCAGCCGUGGAUGUGCCUGUGUGGCCCCGCGAGCUGCUUACGCUCCCCUGGCGGCUGUGUCCACACUCCACCCUCUGCUCCCCCGCAGUAGCUCCGACGCGGGGGCCAUGAUACUUUCAAGGCUGUUCUCAGCAAGACCGCGGACCGUGUUUGAGGGCACGGGGCGCCAGCUUCCCGCCGCCCUGGCUGGCCUCACGCCCGGCUGGUGCCUUCCGAGGCAGGCUGCUCCCAGGCUGCUGUCGGUGGGCCGCGCAGACCACGCCAAGCAUCAGGAGCCCCCCAGAAAGAAGCUGCUCUCCGAGAAAAAGCUGAAAAGGCACUUUGUAGACCAUCGGAGAGUGCUCGUGCGCGGGGGAAACGGAGGCGCUGGGGCGAGCUGCUUCCACAGCGAGCCCCGGAAGGAGUUCGGAGGCCCGGACGGUGGGGAUGGAGGCGACGGCGGCCACGUCAUCUUGAGAGUUGACCAGCAGGUCAAGUCUCUGUCGUCGGUCCUGUCCCAGUACCAGGGUUUCCAUGGGGAAGACGGCGGCAGGAAGAACUGCUUUGGGCGAGGCGGAGCUGUCCUCUACAUCCGGGUCCCCGUGGGCACGUUGGUGAAGGAGGGAGAUGACGUCGUGGCAGACCUGUCUCGCCCGGGCGACGAGUACAUCGCGGCGCUGGGGGGUGCGGGGGGAAAAGGCAACCGCUUCUUCCUGGCCAACGACAACCGCGCCCCCGUGACUUGUACCCCCGGACAGCUGGGUCAGGAGCGAGUUCUCUACCUGGAGCUCAAGACUGUGGCCCACGCUGGCAUGGUCGGAUUCCCCAAUGCCGGGAAGUCCUCGCUCCUCCGAGCCAUUUCGAAUGCGCGACCCGCCGUGGCUGCCUACCCGUUCACCACCUUAAAUCCCCACGUCGGGAUCGUCCACUACGAAGGCCACCAGCAAAUUGCAGUGGCGGACAUCCCCGGCAUCAUCCGAGGCGCCCACCAGAACAGGGGCCUGGGGUUCGCCUUCCUCAGACACAUAGAGCGCUGCCGGUUUCUGCUGUUCGUCGUGGACCUCACCCUGCCAGAGCCGUGGACGCAGGUUGAGGAUUUAAAAUACGAACUGGAGAAGUACGAGGAAGGCCUGUCCGAGAGGCCCCACGUAGUCGUUGCAAACAAGAUCGACCUCCCGCAGGCCCGAGCCAGCCUGCCCCUGCUGCAGGAGCGCCUGGGCCAGGAGGCCAUUGCGCUGUCGGCGGUGACCGGGGAGAACCUGGAGCAGCUGCUGCUGCGCCUGAAGGUGCUGCACGACGCCGACGCGGAGGCCGAGCUGCGGCAGGGCCGCCAGCCGCUCCGGUGGUAGCUGAGGCACCGCCGUCGCCGCCCCCCAAGGACCGGGGGCGCAAGGUGUGGGUCAUGUGUCCAGGAAAGGCAGAGCGGCCUCCAGGCCCCACAUGAGCAAACCUGGGUGUGAACUGUCAGUGGCUUUGAGGGUGUAAGAGAAAGUGCU